This is a messenger RNA of Closterium sp. NIES-67, 4606 nucleotides long. The record is from the annotation of a GenBank genome assembly. NCBI's taxonomy places the organism in Eukaryota, Viridiplantae, Streptophyta, Zygnematophyceae, Desmidiales, Closteriaceae.
ACGCUAGCACAGCACACUGCUAAUGGUCGCACGCCCGACUAAGACUCAUUGGGAACUCUUUCCCGAACCGAAGCGUAAGAUUCAAAGAGGCCUUUAAUCUCCGCAGUUCGAACCGUGUUCCUCGUUUUUGACAAACCCGCCUUUACUUAGUUGACGAUCAGAGCAGUCCGAAAAAGAGAAACAACCCGCUGUUGUAUUAACUUCACGUAGCUUCUGCAUUACGACCCAUCUUACGUGCUCGCAGUUGAAAGAUCCGAUAUUCGGGGCCGACUCGGCGAACGUCCAGAUGCUUGUCUUUCCGACCAGCGGGCUUCCUCGAGAUUGUUCUCCGCGUCGAGGGAGCUGCGGCGUUAUCUAGGCCACGUGUCGAUGCCUCGUUGAAUCAUCCCAGAAAGUUGGGUUCCAGGUUGGGUCAUGGCGCGUGGGUGCCUCGCUAUGAAAUGUCGUAGCGCGUCGUAAGGCGUCGCAAGGCGUCGUCAGGUGUCGCAGCCCACGAGGCCAGACUUUAGACUGCAUCGCAGAACCUCAGCACCGCGGGCUGAUGCGCCUCCCGCGCACAGGAUGGCGCGUUGCCGCGGCUACGAGUUCGGCGCAGCCGCGCGGCGCUUUCCGCACCUCCCCUUAUCCAGCCCGCGAAGUCUUUCCCCGUGCGCGGAUCUCCUCUCCCGGGCGCCUCAAUUCAAUUCCCACCAUCCAACAAGACAGGCCUUCUCGCUCGCGUAUUCCGGAAUUCGCCGAAAGCUCUUCUCGCGACUCGGCGCUCACCUCCCCCAGGUUCUAUCCCGAGCGGGGGAAAACUCCCCCCAGGCAGCUCCGCUGCGCCAAAGCGCUAGUCUCCGCCCCGCGUCUGUCGGCGCCGCGUUUAGCGGCGACGGUCGCGCUCCUCCUCAUCGCCGGCAUGUGCGGCUGCUUCUGCGGCCGCGCAAGCGCCGUCGCCGUCAACCCUAACGAUUGGAGCGCGCUGCUGGCGCUGCGCGCCGAGCUCAACUUCACGGUGCCGGCCGCGCGCACGCCCAAGGCGUUCUGGGCGUCGCGGCAGAGCUGCGAGGCGCUGUUCGGGGUGGGGUGCGACGACCAGGGCAGCGUCACGUCGCUCCUCCUGUACAGCGUCACAGGCACGCUCCCCAGUGCAAUCGGCAACCUCACUGCCCUCACCACCCUGUCCGUGGCGUCGAACCUCUCCUGCCCGCUCCCAGGCGCCAUGGCCAGCCUCACGUCCCUGGUCACUCUCCACCUCGGCCGCAACAACCUCGCCUGCUGCCUGCCGCCCUGGCUCACACAGCUCGUCAAGCUCAAAAUUCUGAGCGUGGACUGGAACAAGCUGACUGGAAGCAUCCCUGCUGGCAUCUCCGCCCUCUCCUCGCUCUCUGCACUGCGCGCAGACUACAACCUCCUCACCGGCUCUGUCCCCUCGGCUGUUGGCAAGCUCACUAACUUAACCCAACUCUCCCUUGCGUUCAACAGUCUCAGUGGUUCGAUCCCAUCGUCCAUCGCCCUGCUCAGGCAACUCAGAACCAUUGACCUCCGAGGCAACAUAAUUGCGGGGCCCAUCCCCUCUCAGAUCAGCGCCCUCUCCCUGCUCAACCGCCUCUUUCUCCAGCGCAACGCCCUCACAGGGCCCAUCCCCUCCAACCUCCCGCUUCCAGCCCUGAAGCACCUGGCUCUGGACGACAACGCACUCUCCGGCUCACUUCCAUCAACCCUGGGCAACCUUUUCUCUUUAACCCACUUUUCGGCAUGCAAUAACCGCUUUUCAUCAUCCCUCCCUGCGUCCAUCUCUGCGCUCGCACGACUGCAACACUUAGCGCUCUCUCGCAACGCCCUCACGGGCUCCAUUCCCUCAGCCCUCUCCACUCUUCAAGAGCUCACCUCGUUGCUACUCAAUGGCAACUUCCUGGAAGGAUCCAUACCAUCUGACCUGUCCAACCUGCUGUCUCUCUAUGAGAUAGACCUCUCGGCCAAUCAGCUGUCAGGAUCGCUCCCUCCCAUCUUCACCAGCGCCAUGCCGGACCUCAGCAUCAUUCGCUUGUCCCAGAACCAGCUGCAGGGCCCCUUGCCCCAGUCCCUCUCAUCCUGCUCCCAGCUCUACACGCUUGACGUGGCUGCGAAUGCCUUCACUGGCGCUCCUGCCACGAUCAUCAACCGCCUCUCCUCGCUUGUAGACCUCAACCUGUCUCGCAACUACUUCACUGGUCUCAUCCCCUCCCUCCCCUCCGCAACUUCUCUCCUCUCGCUCGACAUCUCCUCCAACUUCUUCUUUGGCUCGGGCGUCCCCCUCGACUCCUCCGGCGCCCCAAUCUGCCCCUCGCUCUUUCUCACCGUCAACACAGCCGAUAACUGCCUCACUUUUGACCCCUCGGCGUGUGACGGUGGUGGUAGUAGCGGUGGUAGUGGGAGUGGUGAUGGGGCUGUUGCGACUAGAAGCGUGGGUAUGAGCAGCGGUGGUGACAGUGGCGCGAUAUGGAGCGCUGCCAGUGACACUAGUAGCGGGAGUGGUGAUGGGGCUGUUGCGACUAGAAGCAUCGGUGUGAGCAGCAGCAGCAGCAGCAGCAGCAGCACGGCCAGUAUUGCUGCUGCCGAAGCCUCUCCUGAUAGCACCACCGCUGGUGAUCUUGCUGUCUCCUCUCCCCAUGUCCUUGCCCACCUGGCAUCCCAUGAAGGCAAAGAGAGCGCGGCCUUUCUGGGGCACACAGAAAGGGAGGCGUUUGUGGGGCACAUAGAAAGGGAGGCCUUUUUGGGGCACUCAGAGCGGAUGGCCAUGCUGGGAGACAGGGUGGAGAGGAAAGGAGAGCAAGCAACUUCUGAGGCGCACGUCGUUUUCGAAGGCACCGAGCCUCGCUCACGCGCCCAUCUGGCAUCGCAUGAGGACAAGGAGAGGAAGGCCUUUUUGGGGCACACAGAGAGGGCGGCUAUGCUGGGAGACAGGGGGAAGCGGAGUCGAGAGCAAUCAAAUUCUGAGGCGGGCGUCUCUCUCCAAGGCACCGAGCCUCUCUCGCGCACCCAUCUGGCAUCGCAUGAGGCUGGAGAAAGGGAUACCUUUUUGGGACACACCGAAAGGGAGGCCUUUUUGGGGCACACAGAGAGGGUGGCGAUGUUACGACGCGAGCGACAGCAGGGAGGGCAGCGAGUAACUGCUGAGGCGGUUCAGGAGUCCUCUUCCCCCCCCCACGUCCGUGCCCACCUAGCAUCCCUCGAGGCUGGAGAGAGGGAAUCCUUUUUGGGACACACAGAGAGGGUGGCGAUGCUAGGGCGCGAGCGACAGCAGCGAAAGCAGCAAGUAACUGCUGAGGUGGUUCAGGAGUCCUCCCCCUCCCACGUCCUUGCCCCCCUAGCAUCCCACGAAGCUGGAGACAGGGCAGCUUUUUCGGGGCACACAGAGAGGGUGGCGAUGCUAGGGCAUGAGCGUCAGCAGGGAGAGCAGCAAGUAACGCCUGAGGCGGCUCAGGAGUCCUUCCCCCCCCACGUCCGUGCCCACCUGGCAUCCCACGCUGAGGAGGAGGAUACGAGGGCGCUGUUGGGACAUGAAGAGCGGAUGGCCAUGCUGAUGCAUGGGGGAAACGGGGAAGACCAUAACGAGGCACCUUUUAAAGAGGCGCCUUUUAAAGAUGCGCCUUUUCAAGAGGCGCCUUUUAAAGAGGCACCACUAUCUGGACUUGAAGAGGGGAUGGGCCGGAUGGGAGUGAUGAGGCACGGGGGGCGGAGAAUACAACAUGCCCGCAUGGGUCUUGAGAGGAUGGGUCGAAGAGGGAUUGCAGGAGGGGGGGUGAGGAAGACGGGCGGUGGUAGGUGGAUUAACCACAGCAUGGGAGGCGAUUUGCUGGGCCCGUUGCAUAAGGGCAACCACAGAGGCAACAGAAGAGACAACGGCAGAAGACGCAGAGAAAAGUGGGUUGGGAGAAAGCGAAGAGGAGGGAGAAGCGUUUGGGGGAUGAGUGCGGGUGAGGGCUCAGAUGAAGCAGAAGCAGCACAGGAAGAGGGGGGAGCAGAGGAAGAGGAGGCAGGGAAGGGUGAUGGGACUUAUGAGUCGACUGCAGAGGCAGGGAGGUGGAAGGGUGAUGGGACUUAUGAGCCGACUGAAGAGGCAGGGAGGUGGAAGGGUGAUGGGACUUAUGAGCUGACUGCAGAGCCGCUGGAGCAUGCACGGCGCUUGGCAGUGAUAGCAGCAGGUCGAAUUCGCAAGAAGAAACCGCAAAAACAGCCACCACCACCACCACCUCCACAAGCACCACCACCAUCACCACCCCCUCCUCCUCCUCCCUCCCCCCCUCCAGCUGUGACAGUACAGAGUGUGAUUCAACCGCAGCGAACGGCAGCCCAGUGCCAGAGCUUCUGUGGAACGAGUUUCAGCCAAACAGGGGGGGCGCUGAGCAACGCCCAGUGCGGCUUUGGCGCGGGCACGUGCCUGGCUUCAGUCGCAUACUCUGGGGAGAAACCAGUGCAAGGAGGGCGGGCGGGGGCAGGAGGGCAGAAGCAGCAGCAGCAGGUGCCGGUGGUGUUCGGAUGCAGUUGCUCCUCCUCGAGAUACUUUGUUUCGGCUGAUCGCAUGUCAUGCAUUGAGAAAGCCCUGCUAAGCCAUUUGUGAUCCCACAGUGCCAGGCAUCCACAC